This is a messenger RNA of Salvia miltiorrhiza (redroot sage), 2355 nucleotides long. RefSeq lists its product as uncharacterized. The record is from RefSeq and is a predicted model, not a curated record. Lineage: Eukaryota; Viridiplantae; Streptophyta; Magnoliopsida; Lamiales; Lamiaceae. The coding region runs from base 1 to 2355 and encodes 784 amino acids. The transcript is spliced from 2 exons.
AUGCAUAUUUUACUCCUCAUUUGUGUGCAUAAAAAACUUCCGGAGAACUGGAAAGAUUGGAUCGAGACACCGUUUACUGAAGAAGAGAUUAGAACAGCGGUGUGGAAUUGCGAAGGAGGGAAAAGUCCCGGGCCAGAUGGAUUCAAUUUUAACUUCUUCAAAAAUUGCUGGGAGAUUAUUAAAGAUGACCUCUUCGAGGUUAUGAGAGAUUUUCAUUCACACGGGAAACUCGCAAAAGGCAGUAACCCUUCUUUUAUUGCCCUGAUUCCGAAGAAAGAAGGCGCCGCUGUUCUGAAAGAAUUUCGGCCAAUUUCCCUCAUUAACUGCCUGUAUAAGGUGAUCUCCAAAGUUCUUGCCUCGAGAUUGAAACAGGUUAUGCAUCUCAUUAUAGCUGAAUGCCAGAGUGCUUUUGUUGGAGGUAGAUACAUUCUUGAUGGUGUGAUUGUGCUCAAUGAGAUCAUCGAAGAAACUACUAAGAAGAAGAAAGGUUUGGCCCUGUUUAAAGUUGAUUUCGCAAGAGCUUAUGAUACUGUUGACUGGGCUUUUUUGGAUAACAUGCUUGAGCAUAUGAAUUUUGGAUUCAAAUGGAGAGGGUGGAUAUCAGGUUGUCUUUGUUCGGCUUCCGCAAACGUUCUGGUCAACGGAAGUCCCUCGGGCGAGUUUCGGUUGGAGAGAGGACUUAGACAAGGUGAUCCACUUUCACCUUUCUUGUUCCUAAUUGUGGCGGAAGGUCUUAAUCUCCUUGUGGAAAGAGCAAUUCAUAAAGGAUGCCUUGAGCCGGUCUCUAUUGGUAGAGAGGAGGUUAGGAUUUCUCAUUUGCAAUAUGCCGACGACACGAUGUUUGUUGUCACCGAGAAGAGAGAUAAUGCUUGGGCAAUCAAAUGUAUUCUUAAGUUGUUUGAACUUCUGUCGGGUUUGUCAGUAAACUUCGACAAAAGUUGCAUCGUAGGGGUUGGAACUUCAGAGUCCGUGUGUAGAGAUCUGGCAAACACUCUUAAGUGCCAAGUGGGGGAGAUGCCGAUUAAUUACCUUGGCAUCAAGAUUGGGAAAAGUCUGUCUCGUGCGGUGGAGUGGAAAUAUCUUGUGGACAAAGUCAAGAGGAGGAUUGCAAAGUGGAAUAACAGGAAGAUCUCAUUUGCUGGUCGGGUAACCUUACUUCGCUCGGUUCUAACCUCCAUUCCGAUCUAUCAAAUGUCGUUCUCUAUCAUCAAUAAAUCAGUGAUCUCUCAGAUUCGUUCGAUCGUUUAUCUUGAAAGCUUCAACAAGGCCCUUAUGGCCAAAUGGAUUUGGAGAUUUCUAACGGAGGGAAACUCUCUGUGGGCGCGGGUUGUCAGGGCAUGUAAGGGGGAUCUGGUAUGGGAUGAAGAAGGUUUCAGUUUAGAAGGAAACAGGUUGCUGAAACCAGGGUGGUGGAAGAACGUUCUGAAGUUGAGCUGGGGGGACAAGGGGGGGUGUUUGAGGGACAACCUGAAACCACAAGUUGGAGAUGGGGCGUCUUUCUCUUUUUGGAAUCAGAUUUGGGUUGGUGCGAAAACUCUGGGAGACCUUUUUCCAAGGCUUUUCAGAAUUAGUGACAACCAAGGGGGUUCUAUCAAGACAAUGGGAGAUUGGUUUGAUGGAGUUUGGGAAUGGAAGAUCGGUUGGAAUAGAGAACUGAGGGGGAGAGAGCAUGAUUGUUACUCUAAUCUUCUUGCUAUUCUUUCCAACGUUGAAAUCUUUGCAGGAAAAGAAGAUGGCUGGAGGUGGACGGCGUCGACUAAUGGAGUGUUCACGGUCAAAUCGGCGUACAGCAAGAUUAGAGAGUCUGGUGCCUCCUCUCCUCAAGGUGCCGUGGGUUUUGAUCUUCUUGAGAUGUGGAAAGCCCCGGCGCCUUUUAAGGCAAAGACAACCGCUUGGAGAGUGUUGAAAGGUAGGCUUGCUACAUGUGAAAACUUGAUCAGAAGACAGGUGAACAUUCCUAUUUCGGAAACGGCCUGUGUGUUUUGCAAGGAACAGACCGAGACGAUGGAGCAUCUCUUCUUCAAGUGCCAGAAAUCCGAUGUAAUUUGGUGGAAUCUUCUGCAGUGGCUUGGUUUUGAAUCGGCUUUGCCCGUUAAGGCUAGAGAGCAUUUUCUUGCCUUUUCAAAUCUUGGUAAAAAAUCUGAUUCAGCUCUUCUCAUCGCUAUCUGGUUGUGUACUAUUUGGUCAAUUUGGAACGGGAGGAACAAAUGUAAAUUUAACCAAGGAACAUGGAAUCCUCACAAGCUGAAGGCAGAGAUUAAAUCACGAGUGUGGGGGUGGAGCUUGGCUUUCAAAUUGCCGAAUUAUUCCAACGAUUUCAGGACGUGGAUUACAGGAACAAAUAUCUUGGCUUGA